This is a messenger RNA of Aspergillus pseudotamarii, 613 nucleotides long. Its product is annotated as bulb-type lectin domain-containing protein. NCBI's taxonomy places the organism in Eukaryota, Fungi, Ascomycota, Eurotiomycetes, Eurotiales, Aspergillaceae. The record is from RefSeq and is a predicted model, not a curated record. The coding region runs from base 32 to 412 and encodes 126 amino acids. The transcript has 2 exons.
CCAACGUUCACAUAUAUUUUUCUAAGACAACAUGCCAGACACUCUCCAUAACGGCGAAUGGCUCGAUGUUGGCAACAGCCUCUGGAGCGAGAAUGGCCAAUUCGAGUUCAGGAUGCAGGAUGAUGGCAAGAUCGCCGUGUACAAAGGUGGUGACCCGGACAACGGCGACGACGGCGAAUGCAUUUGGCAGAACACUCCCCAACAGCGCGACGAUAUAAAGGGUAUCAAGAUGCAGGAAGACGGAAACUUUUGCAUGUAUACCAACGAGGGUGUCGGUCACUGUACCUGGCACACCAACACCGCUGCCCCCACGGGGGAUGACUCUGUCUACUGCAUCAUGCAGAAUGAUGGUAACGUCGUUCUCUACAAGAAUGACGGCGAGCCCAUUUGGGCCACCGAUACCAACCAAUGAAUGAGGUGGUGAUUUCGCAGAUGACACUACAUGUACAGGGUUGUGAUGACUGAAUCGGGAUAUACAGGGUACAAUAUCAACUAUGUACAUAGAACAAGUUAGAAGCUUUUCUAUGGGGGGGCGAAAUCAGAUUACAUUAGCUUCAUCAAAAUUCUGUAACAGUAACUCAAUGGCGUCGGAGGUUGGUAUGAGCCUUUAGAA